AUUAGAGGGAAAUCUCUAGGAGCGGAGUUGUUGAGAAGUGCUCUUUCGAUUUCCAGAAGAGAGAACCUGGCGGAGCAAGAAUCCUUUUUUGUAGGUUUUUUUACAAUCUUUUCUUUGUUUAAAGUGUUUGAUUCAGAGAUUGGCAGAAAAUUACCUAAAGAGAAUCGAAUCGCUUGUUAUUGAGGGAAUCGUCUUAUACCUUUUCCGCAGCGAAUUUCUGGUUCGAUUAGUCUAGAUCCGUUCAAAUUUGGUGAAGAAUUGGUAAUUUUUUCCUGAUCAGAUCCGUUUGAUGCUUCAAAUUUGGUGAACAAUCUCAGAAGGAAAGAAGAAAUUGAAGGUUGAGAUGAGAUGAUUGAUUUGUGAACAAAUUUGGGGAAAACUUGGAAUAUGUUAAUGUAAUUGUUUGAUCAAAACAUUGGAUAGUUAGGUUUUAUUUAUUUAUUUGAAGAGGCUGUGAGACUGUUUUUUUUUUUAGAGUAUUUGUGUGAUUCUUAAGUGUGAUUGUGUAAAAUUGGAGGUUUCGAUUCAAGAAUAUGUAUAUUGAGGAAUUGAAGGAGGAGAGUGAGUUGGAAGUUGCGGUAACAAAAAGGGAGUUGGUUGCAGUAGAAAAGAAUGAUGUUCAGCGUAAAGAAAUUGCCGUGUCUAAUGCGAAAAGGGCUUUUAUACUAAUUGGGGCUAGGGCUCUUUUCUACCCAACUCUUCUGUAUAAUGUUGUCAGGAACAAGAUGCAAUCGGAAUUCCGUUGGUGGGAUUGUGUUGACGAGUUUAUACUGUUAGGUGCUGUUCCUUUUCCCACUGAUGUUCCUCGCCUAAAACAACUUGGUGUUCAUGGAGUGAUCACACUAAAUGAGUCAUAUGAGACUUUGGUGCCCACAUCACUGUAUCAAGCUUAUGAGAUUGACCAUUUGGUGCUCCCCACAAGAGAUUACCUCUUCGCUCCAUCCUACGGCAAUAUAUGCCGAGCUGUAGACUUCAUCCACAAGAAUGCCUCAAGUGGGAAGACUACAUACGUUCAUUGUAAAGCUGGUCGAGGGAGAAGCACGACUAUCGUUCUCUGUUACUUGGUUCAACACAGGCAGAUGACCCCGGAGGCUGCAUACAAGUAUGUGAAGUCAGUUAGAGCCAGGGUACUCCUAGCUAAGACUCAGUGGCAGGCUGUUCAAGAGUUCUAUUGGCUUAAGGUUAAAAGAGUAAGUAAACCUGGCAACUUGGACAAUCAGUUAGUCCUGAAAGCUUCAUCAGAUUACCCGGCCUCAGCUACAGAGGUAGCUAUCUUUGAUGACAAUUCAGUUGUGGUGGUAACUGAAUCAGACCUCGCUGGGUAUGAUGUGAAUUCCUCAGACUGUGCAAGUGUGGGAAAUGUGAUAUGGGCAGAAUUGAGCUUGGUUUAUAGAGUCCAGUUUGCUGGUCAGUCAGCAUUAGCAAGGCUUUCAUGUUUACGACUUAGCUGCGUGGCACGCCAGAAAGAGUUGGUUGAAAGUUUGAGCAGGGAGAACAGUUGUUCUGUUGGCACUGAUCAAUUAGGUCUUGGGGUAGACAUUCACGUCUACUGAGUGACUUCAGGCUUUCUCCCAAGUGCCACCAUGUGUGUUACAUGUCUAAAAUGUAUAUAUUUUCUUAUAUUGUACGAAGUCCGUCUUUUGUAUUUUCUGACAACCACGCAAUGUUCUUUCCACUAUGUAUUGGUUGUUUUUAAACACUGAUCAUUUUAAGGGUAAGGGACUAUUAAAUAAACAAUAACCUGUGCGUGCCAAAAUGAAAAAAGACCAGGUGUCAAAUUAGCA
Molecule: messenger RNA, 1784 nt
Organism: Papaver somniferum (opium poppy)
Lineage: Eukaryota; Viridiplantae; Streptophyta; Magnoliopsida; Ranunculales; Papaveraceae
Product: putative dual specificity protein phosphatase DSP8
Exons: 7
Coding region: 534-1553 (339 amino acids)
Biological process (GO): protein dephosphorylation
Molecular function (GO): phosphatidylinositol-4,5-bisphosphate 5-phosphatase activity; protein tyrosine/serine/threonine phosphatase activity
Source: RefSeq, a predicted model, not a curated record